Messenger RNA from Vigna angularis (adzuki bean), 5068 nucleotides. Its product is annotated as zinc finger CCCH domain-containing protein 38-like. The record is from RefSeq and is a predicted model, not a curated record. The transcript has 5 exons. Gene Ontology annotation, molecular function: metal ion binding. Bases 2158 to 4746 code for a protein of 862 amino acids. Lineage: Eukaryota; Viridiplantae; Streptophyta; Magnoliopsida; Fabales; Fabaceae.
AAUGAAAUCCGCUUAUAUUUGCAUAGGAAAGAGAAGCCAAAGCUCAUUUUCUUUCUCUGGCAGCUUAGACAUAGCACAAUCACAAGCUCCAUUCUAGGGUUUCGCUUUUUACGUCGUCUUCACCACUAACGCUAAUUUCAUGUGAUCAAUGCGUGGAGGUGUUACCAAGUUCAGUCAAACUGUCAAAGUAGCUGGUGUAAAUGGGUUUCCAAUGGCAUUUGAUCCUUCCACAGGAGCAAUAUGAGAUAUUUAGCACACUAAUCAAUUCAAUAUUGAAUAGUUUUGAAGUGGAGAAAUUUUCAAUAUAUUCUGGGAUAGCAGAGUAAUAAAUAAACCAUUGACUAGUUCAAGAAAGGGAAAGGAUGUUCCACCUCAUGAAUUAUGUUUUACUAGAUACACCAGUGCCCAUUUGACAUCAAGAACAAAUAUUGAAGAAAAUCAAUGGAAUACACACUGUAGAUUUGAUCUACUUUUGGAGUGGCCAAUGGUUGAGUGUUUUGAAAUAUUUAUGAGAUGGAUUAAAUCUUAUAAAUUUGGUUAUAUUUCUAGUCAGUGUGGGAUUUCCAAGAGUUGUAAAGAUGCUAUACCAUUUCCAUCUUCAUGGCUUUUGGAGAAUAGACACAGCCUUUGGAAGAUUCUUUAGAAGAGCUAGAGUCUUAUAUUUGCUUAUUUGAAGAUUGAAAUAUCUUGAAAUGGAUUUGACAUCAAUUUUGAGGCCUUGGCAGAUGUUCUCUCUAAUUAUUGAAUCAGUUAGUUACAGAUGACCAAGAAGACUAUUUCUAAAAGAUUAAUAAUAGAUCAUUAAGAAAUGGUCAGGCUGUAUCUGACAUAUUACACAAGGAAGACUUGAUGGUAUAAGCAAACAUUAUAGAGCCUUACUAGGUGUUUGUCACAUCUAAGUGAUAGUUAGUCGAAUAUGGUUGAAAUUUUUUUCUUAAUGCAACCAUAUAAGUGUAUCCUUUCCUUAGGAUUUGACAUAACCCGAUAGGUAAUUCAUUUAACCUCCACGCAUCUUCCAUACCAUCAAUUAUCCUGAUUAUCAUUUCCUCUUGACUUUGACCACCACUGUCAAUGUUUGCUCUUUAAAUUUUUCUUUAUCGUUAAUUUGGUGUCAUGGGAGAAGACUUACAUCUUCGAGUUACCUGACUGGCAGUUAAAAGGUUACUUGACCUCUUGACCAGAUAUCAUAUAUUGAUUUAUCCUCUGAAAAUUGUGAUAAAUUCAUUUUCAACCCUUACCUUUCAUAUAUACCAAGCACAUUCUACUAUGUGAUUUGAAAAACACCUAUACCUUCAUUUUUUCUGCUGGUAUAAAAUGGUUUGGCUGUUCCUUUGGUUGAUUAAUCUAAUCUGGGUAUGGCACUUUGGAGGUCUUGGUACUAAGAUUAACAGACAAUACCCUACAUCCUCAAAAAUGAUAUGCUGUUUUUAGUAAUCUUUAUUUAGAAGAUAGAAAGAAGAUAUCUAAGCAACUUGUGGAGAAUUUCCAAUUCCAAGUCAGAUCAAGAGGAUUUGCCUAUACAACUGAAUUGUUUCUGUAGUCAAUUAUUUCCAGAUGAAGUGCUGGAAUUUUCAGCAAGUGGUUUCUGUUUCAAAGAUUUUUGGGAUUAGAUAAUUUUGCUUCUUUUCAGCUCAUGUUUCUUUGAUUGAUGCUUCUUAUGUUUCCUUUUUCCAUGUUUGUUGGAGGAUUUGGAUCCUCCUGUCUCGUACUCUUUUCUAAUGAUUCAUUUCUGUUGAAAAUGAUCACUUAUACAUGUCUUGAACGGUUCAUUUGAAGUUAGACUAAUACGCUUAUUAACUCUUCCCACCACUUAGAUGGACCUCUGGGAACACCCUUAAGGGGCCUGGGGCAGAUGGAAGAUAGUUAGAUUCGGACUGUUAUUAACUCUUCCAACUGAACACAUUUGUACAAUAUAUGCUCUGUCAACAGAACUUAAACGCUCUGGCUUGAUACUUACUGUUUUACAUACAAUGGACGUCUUUCAUUACUUUAUAAUUUCGCUCUUUCAUGUCUCCUAGCUUGUUGUAUUAAUUUAAUGAAGAAAAACAUAGUAGAAGGUUGAGGAUAUAAUCCUAGGAUUCUUGUGAUUUAUAUGUUUUGUUAAUUCAGAGAACACUGCAUUUGUCAAAGUGAAGCAUUACAGUUUUGGUAAGUGAGAUGAGUGGAAGUGGCAAAAAGCGCUCUUCAAAGUGGGAUUUGAGAGUUGAUCCUGAAUUUUCACCUGAUGCUAGUAAGCAAUUACGGCCUGGGUGGUCCUCUGCAGAUGUUGCUGGUAGCAAUAGUUCGAAGUGGUCGUAUUUGGAAGGAAGUGAUCAAUUAAAGCCUGAUAUGGGAUUUUCAUCCAAGGAACCUUUUUCUGGAGGCCGAAGUUCACAUAAGGACGAUGUUAUGAAUAAAGACUAUGGAUGUUUGGAUGCAACAAUGGAAUGGGAUGAGGAUGGUUACAACAAGAAAAUUUCUCCUGAAUCGGAGGAAUGGAAACCUAAGAGACAUAGUCAAUCUCCUAAAAAUGGUUGGAGCAGGUCAGUCAGGAGUCGAAGCAGGAGCCCUCCUCAUGGUUUUAGGUGGGAUUCAGGAGUCAGUGACAGAAAUAGAAUGCGGGCUGGUGGAUCGGCACAACCAUGUAGAGACUUUGCUGCUGGUAAAUGCAGAAGAGGUAGCCAUUGCCACUUUCUUCAUGAUAGUCAAAAUCUUGAGGAUAGUUGGGAAAAUAAGAGCAGGAAAGAUGGAGCUCCUAGAUAUUCUGUUCCCCAAGAUGGUAGAGACUAUUCUCUCAAGAGUGGCAGAUCUAAUGAAGCUUGUACUAAUUUUGCAAAGGGAAGGUGUAGAAUGGGAGCAUCAUGCAAGUUUUUGCAUCAUGACAAUUCUGAUGGACAUGGUAAAGUUUCUGUGGAUGAAUUAAAUAGAGAGAGGGAUAUUGAUAGAAGGCACAGAGAUAGUUCUUUUGAGCAGGGAGGCGGACAUGGACCAAAUCGAAGUAGUGAUACUCUUUGCAAAUUUUUUGCCAAUGGAAAUUGUCGAAAUGGUAAAUAUUGUAGGUUUUCUCAUGAUAGGCAAGCAUGUAGGAGCCCUAAUAGAAGAUUAAGAGAUGAUAGGUGGGCAAGCAAUCCUGGGGGAGAUCAUCAUAGGAUGGAUAGACCGAAAUUGAGUGAUUCAGAUAGUCCUAAUAGAAGGCCCAGGGAUGAUAGGUGGGGUUCAGAUGGUAACAAGGCUGAUGCAGAUGAAGUUUGGGACAGUCCAAAGUGGAAUGAUACAGUUGCUGUAUCUGAUUCAGGAAAGCUGGUUGAGGGCAAAAGUGAAAAUGUUGGUGCCACAGAGCCAGGAUUCACUUCGUUACCUAUAAGGUAUGGAUGGAGUCAUAGUUUGGAUAAGAGCAGAGUGCAUGAUGAGCAGCCUUUUUCAAGUGAUAAGAAGGAAGUUAACAGUUGGGUAUCAGGAAGUACUGCCAGCAACAUUGUUUCCCAGUCAAUAGGUACAGACAUUUGGUUGGGUGAUACGAAAAUGUCUCCUGAUUGGCAUUACAGGGUUGGAUCUUCCAACACCAUUGAAGAAAAAAAGCAUGAACAAAAUAAGCGUGGGGUAAAACAAGGUGGUAUGUAUUUAGCCACCUCUGAACGUGACAGAAUACAAAUUGCUGCAGCACAAGGCACUAAUCAGAAUGCAGAGAGUUUGAAUCCUUUGCAUUCUUCUGGCUUGCAAACAGUUGGACAAAGGCAGGCCCCAGUUCCGAUUCUACCUUCAAAGAGAGGAAUUGUUGAUGGUAUGCCAAACCAGGAAGUCUCCACUGAGAAAAAAUACACUGCUGAACCAAAUAUUAUGGAUGCUGGCUUAUCACAAGUUAGUUCAAGAAAUCCUCCUCCCACUGAGAAUCUGGUAGGCCAAGAACAGCUUGCUCAGCUUACCAAUCUCUCAGCCUCUCUGGCCCAUAUCCUUGGGACAGGGCAACAGCUACCGCAACUUUAUGCUGCUUUAAAUUCUCACUAUGCCAAGGACACAUCCUCCCUAGCAAAAGCUGAGGUGUCUGCUGUGCCUGUUUCCAAUACAUUCAUCCGGUCUGAUCCUGCUGUGCCUGUUUCCAAUACAUUCAUCCACCCUGAUCCUGCUGUUGGACUUCUGAAGCAGUAUGACCCAAUGUGUGAUAGUGUUGAGCCAAAGAGUGCUGCUGCAAGUGGGUUACCCCCAUCCAUUCCUCCAAGUAAAAGAGUUGCAGAAGAUGUUCUGGAAAUUCCAUCACAGUUGUCCAACACAUCAAAACAAAACCAUGGUGAUUCUUCCAAGGCUGCUGGCCCAGAAGAACUAGUCAAGAGUGAUCCUCUAGUCCAGUUGCAAUCAAGUCAAAACACUGAAUUUGGUAAGGAUGAUAACAAGGAAGUGUUACCUGACGAAAGACACAAAUCUCGAGAUGAUCCUAAAAGUACCAAAGAGAAUGGUCCUUUGGAAAACAUGGAGCAAACUGGAGGUCCUGAUGAGGCCAAGAAAACAAAGGAUUUGAAGGGGAUUCGUGCGUUUAAAUUUGCACUGGUUGAGUUUGUUAAGGAGCUGCUGAAACCAACAUGGAAAGAAGGUCAAAUCACCAAAGAUGAUUAUAAAACAAUCGUGAAGAAAGUUGUUGAUAAAGUAACUGGUUCCAUGCAGGGGGCCAAUAUUCCUCAGACACAAGAGAAAAUUGACAACUAUUUGUCAUUUUCAAAACCAAAGCUUAAUAAACUUGUACAGGCGUAUGUGGAAAAGGUUCAGAAGGCUUAGUGCAACUAUUUUAAUUUGACUGUCAACUCUAUCGUUUAUAUUUGACUCAGAAUUGUUGUCUGAAAUAUGUAUACUGCUUCUUUUUACCUCAGGUGUUUUUUUUUGUCUUAGCCAUCUGUUUGCUUACUUUAGUUCUCUGCUGCUCUUCCGUACACAAUCUGAGAGCAUUUUUUAGGCCUUUAAUUUUAUUUCGGGGAAAAAUUAUUGGGUGUUUGUGCCGUAAGAAGUUGGUUCGUAACUCAAUAGUUAGACAGUCAUGUGUUAUAAAAUUUAUUUUGCUGGUUUAAUGUAAUUACAAGAGACAGUUGUAUGCUUUUCAGAA